This is a messenger RNA of Anopheles maculipalpis, 294 nucleotides long. RefSeq names its product diphthamide biosynthesis protein 3 (gene Dph3). Gene Ontology annotation, molecular function: metal ion binding. The record is from RefSeq and is a predicted model, not a curated record. The coding region runs from base 40 to 294 and encodes 84 amino acids. Lineage: Eukaryota; Metazoa; Arthropoda; Insecta; Diptera; Culicidae. Gene Ontology annotation, biological process: protein histidyl modification to diphthamide. The transcript has a single exon.
CGAUGCCGUUUUCAUCCACUUCCGACCGCCAGUGACACGAUGAGUGUGUACCACGAUGAAGUCGAAAUCGAGGAUUUCGAGUACGACGAGGAGGAGGAGAUGUACUACUAUCCCUGCCCUUGCGGUGACCGGUUUCAGAUCAGCCGUGAAGAGUUGAUAGCGGGCGAAGAGGUAGCGACCUGUCCCAGCUGCUCGCUCAUAGUGAAGGUGAUUUAUGAUCCGGAAGCGUUUGCCGCGGAACAGGAUGAAGCGGAAACUGUCGGGCCGGCAGCCGACCAGUUGGAGAAAAACUAA